UGCCAGGAAGAUGGCUGUGGUGCUGCGCUACGUGUGGCCUCUGUUCCUGUGCAGCCCCUGCGUACUCAUCCAGAUCCCCGAGGAGUAUGAGGGCCGCCAUGUGAUGGAACCACCCAACAUUACAGAGCAGUCACCCAGGCGCCUGGUUGUCUUCCCCACUGAUGACAUCAGCCUCAAAUGCGAGGCCACUGGCAAACCCAAAGUGCAAUUCCGCUGGACACGAGAUGGUGUGCGCUUCAAACCUGAGGAGGAGCGGGGUGUGACUGUGAACCAGGUGGCCCACUCGGGCUCCUUCACCCUCACAGGCAAUAGCAGCAACUUCGCCCAGAGAUUCCAGGGCACCUACCGCUGCUUUGCCAGCAACAAGCUGGGCACUGCCAUGUCCCAUGAGAUCCAGCUGGUGGCUGAGGGGGCCCCCAAGUGGCCAAAGGAGACAGUGAAGCCGGUGGAGGUGGAAGAAGGGGAGCCAGUGGUGCUUCCUUGCCACCCACCGCCCAGCGCUGAGCCCCCCCGCAUCUACUGGAUGAACAGCAAGAUCCUUCACAUCAAGCAGGACGAGCGGGUGACAAUGGGCCAGAAUGGGAACCUCUACUUUGCCAAUGUGGUCACCACAGACAACCACUCGGACUACAUCUGCCAUGCUCACUUCCUCGGGGCCCGCACCAUCAUUCAGAAGGAGCCCAUUGACCUCCGGGUCAAGGCCACCAACAGCAUGAUUGACAGGAAGCCACGCCUGCUCUUCCCCACCAACUCCAGCAGCCAACUGGUGGCCUUGCAGGGACAGCCCCUGGUCUUGGAGUGCAUCGCUGAGGGCUUCCCGACACCCACCAUCAAAUGGCUGCGCCUCAGUGGUCCCAUGCCAUCCGACCGUGUGACCUACCAAAAUCACAACAAGACACUACACCUGGUGAAUGUGGGUGAGGAGGACGAUGGCGAGUACCACUGCCUGGCCGAGAAUGCGCUGGGCACUGCUCGGCACACGUACUACGUCACUGUGGAGGCUGCCCCGUACUGGCUGCACCAGCCCCAGAGCCAUUUGUAUGGGCCAGGAGAGACGGUACGUCUACACUGCCAGGUCCAGGGUCGACCGCAGCCGGAAGUGAGCUGGAGGAUCAACGGCAUCCAUGUGGAGGAACUGAAAGGCGAGCAGAAGUCCUGGACUCAGCUGGGAGACUCCUUAGUCCUGAACAACGUGCAGCCCAGUGACACAAUGGUGACCCAGUGUGAGGCCCGCAACCGGCACGGGCACCUGCUGGCCAACGCCUACAUCUAUGUUGUUCAGCUACCCACCCAGAUCCUGACUCCAGACAACCAGACAUACCUGGCUGUCGAGGGCAGCACAGCUUACCUUCUGUGCAAGGCGUUUGGAGCCCCUGUGCCCAGCAUCCAGUGGCUGGAUGAGGAAGGGGCGACCGUUCUGCAAGAUGAACGCUUCUUCCCCUACGCCAAUGGAACUCUGGGUAUCCGGGACCUCCAGGCCAAUGACACCGCACGCUACUUCUGCCAGGCCACCAAUGACCAAAACAAUGUGACCAUUGUGGCUAACCUGCAGGUCAAAGAUGCUACUCAGAUCACACAGGGGCCCCGAAGUACAAUUGAGAAGAAGGGCUCCAGGGUAACGUUCACAUGCCAAGCCUCCUUUGAUCGCUCCUUGCAACACAGUAUCACCUGGCGCAGGGAUGGCCAUGACCUCCAGGAGCUUGGAGACGACGACAAGUACUUCAUUGAGGAUGGCCACCUGGUCAUCUACAGCCUGGACUACAGUGACCAGGGCAACUACAGCUGUGUGGCCAGCACCAAGCUGGACAGAGUGGAGAGCCAGGCCCAGCUUCUGGUGGUGGGGAGCCCUGGGCCUGUGUCCCAGCUGGAGCUGGCCGACCACCACCUGUUGAAACAGAGCCAGGUGCACCUGUCCUGGAGCCCCGCCGAGGACCACAAUGCCCCCAUUGAGAAGUAUGACAUUGAAUUUGAAGACAAGGAAAUGGAGCCAGAGAAAUGGUUCAGUCUGGGCAAGGUGCCAGGCAACCAGACCUCUGCUACCCUCAAGCUGUCACCCUAUGUCCACUACACCUUUAGGGUCACUGCCAUCAAUAAGUAUGGCCCCGGGGAGCCCAGCCCAGCCUCUGAGACCGUGGUCACACCUCAGGCAGCUCCGGAGAAGAACCCAGCGGAUGUGAGGGGGGAAGGGAACGAGACCAACAACAUGGUCAUUACGUGGAAGCCACUCAAGUGGAUAGACUGGAACGCCCCACAGGUUCAGUACCGAGUACAGUGGCGCCCUCAGGGGGCCCGGGGGGCAGCCUGGCAGGAGCAGAUUGUGAGCGAGCCGUUUCUAGUGGUGACCAACACAUCCACCUUCGUGCCCUAUGAGAUUAAAGUCCAGGCUGUCAACAGCCAGGGCAAGGGCCCCGAACCGCACGUCGCCGUUGGCUACUCCGGGGAGGACUUUCCCCAGGCCAGUCCCCAGUUAGAUGACGUCAAGGUCCUCAACUUCAGUGCUGUGCUGGUCAAGUGGCAGCCAGUGGACCCAGCCCAGGUCAAGGGCCACCUCCGGGGAUACAAUGUGACGUACUGGUGGGAGGGCAGCCAGAGAAGGCACAGCAAGAGACAUGUGCACAGAAGCCACAUAGUGGUACCUGCCAACAUCACCAGUGUCAUUCUCAGCGACCUGCGACCCUAUAGCUCCUACCGCCUGGAGGUGCAGGCCUUCAAUGGGCGGGGAGCGGGGCCUGCCAGUGAGACCACCUUUGUCACCCCAGAGGGAGUGCCCGGCCACCCUGAGGCGCUGCACCUGGAAUGCCAGUCGGACACCAGCCUGCUUCUGCGCUGGCAGCCUCCGCUAAGCCACAAUGGUGUGCUCACUGGCUAUGUGCUCUCCUACCGCCCAGUGGACAAGGGUGGUGAGGAACAGCUGUCGUUCGAACUCUCGAACCCGGACCUCCGGAUGCACAACCUGACGAACCUCAGCCCUGACCUUCGGUACCGCUUCGAGCUCCAGGCCACCACGAAGAAGGGCCCGGGCGAAGCCAUUGUUCGGGAAGGGGGCACCAUGGCCUUGUCAGGGGUCCCAGAUUUUGGCAAUAUCUCGGCCAUGGCAGGCGAGAACUACAGCAUCGUCUCCUGGGUCCCUAAGGAGGGCCAGUGCAACUUCGGGUUCCACAUCCGGUUCAAGGCCCGGGGUGAGGAGAAGGUGGGGGCCUUCCUCCCGUCACAGUACGUCAGCUACAACCAGAGUUCCUACACACAGUGGGACCUGCAGCCGGACACGGACUACGAGAUCCACCUGCUCAAGGAGAGAGUGGUCCUGCGCCAGAUGGAGGUGAAGACCAACGGCACCGGACGGGUGAGGCUGCCUCCGCCCAGCUUUGCCACCGAGGGCUGGUUCAUCGGCUUUGUCAGUGCCCUCGUCCUUCUGCUCCUUGUCCUGCUCAUCCUCUGCUUCAUUAAGCGCAGCAAGGGUGGCAAGUACUCAGUGAAGGACAAGGAGGACACCCAGGCCGACUCCGAGGCGCGGCCGAUGAAAGACGAGACCUUUGGCGAGUACAGGUCCCUGGAGAGUGACAACGAGGAGAAGGCCUUUGGCAGCAGCCAGCCAUCCCUCAAUGGGGACAUCAAGCCUCUGGGCAGUGAUGACAGCCUGGCCGAUUAUGGGGGCAGUGUGGAUGUCCAGUUCAAUGAGGAUGGCUCCUUCAUUGGCCAGUACAGCGGCAAGAAGGAGAAGGAGACAGCAGGGGGCAAUGACAGCUCUGGAGCCACCUCCCCCAUCAAUCCUGCAGUGACCCUGGAGUAGCAGAGUGGAGGGUGGCACUGGAGGCAGGGCUCUGCCC
This is a messenger RNA of Elephantulus edwardii (Cape elephant shrew), 3827 nucleotides long. It is a transcript of the gene L1CAM, whose product is annotated as L1 cell adhesion molecule. The record is from RefSeq and is a predicted model, not a curated record. NCBI's taxonomy places the organism in Eukaryota, Metazoa, Chordata, Mammalia, Macroscelidea, Macroscelididae. The transcript is spliced from 28 exons. Gene Ontology annotation, biological process: cell-cell adhesion. Gene Ontology annotation, molecular function: protein binding. The coding region runs from base 11 to 3790 and encodes 1259 amino acids.